CUCCUCCGCCGCAAGUCCCUCCCCAAGCCUGCAGAGGGCGCUGCGUUUCGGUGAGCCGGGAGGUGGCGCCGCUCUAGCCAGCGCCUGGGCUCUGUGGCGGGCGCCGCAGCUCCGCAUCCCCCGCGCCUCCUCCCAGCGCAGACUUCGAGGGCUACCACUGGACCCUUCCCCUGUCUUGAACCCUGAGCCGGCACCAUGCACGGACGCCUGAAGGUGAAGACGUCAGAAGAGCAGGCGGAGGCCAAAAGAUUAGAACGAGAGCAGAAGCUGAAGCUAUACCAGUCAGCCACCCAGGCCGUCUUCCAGAAGCGCCAGGCUGGUGAGCUGGAUGAGUCAGUGCUGGAACUGACAAGCCAGAUUCUGGGAGCCAACCCUGAUUUUGCCACCCUCUGGAACUGCCGACGAGAGGUGCUCCAGCAGCUGGAGACUCAGAAGUCUCCUGAAGAGUUGGCUGCUCUGGUGAAGGCAGAACUGGGCUUCCUGGAGAGCUGCUUGCGGGUGAACCCCAAGUCUUAUGGCACCUGGCACCACCGAUGCUGGCUGCUAGGCCGCCUGCCUGAGCCCAACUGGGCCCGAGAGCUGGAGCUCUGUGCCCGCUUCCUGGAGGUGGAUGAGCGGAACUUUCACUGCUGGGACUAUCGGCGGUUUGUGGCCACACAGGCAGCCGUGCCCCCUGCAGAAGAGCUAGCCUUCACUGACAGCCUCAUCACCCAAAACUUCUCCAACUACUCGUCCUGGCAUUACCGCUCCUGUCUCUUGCCCCAGCUGCAUCCCCAGCCGGAUUCUGGACCACAGGGGCGCCUCCCUGAGGAUGUGCUGCUCAAAGAGCUGGAGCUGGUGCAGAAUGCCUUCUUCACUGACCCCAAUGAUCAGAGUGCCUGGUUUUAUCACCGUUGGCUCCUAGGCCGAGCUGACCCCCAGGAUGCACUGCGCUGCCUGCAUGUGAGCCGGGAUGAGGCCUGUCUGACUGUCUCCUUCUCUCGGCCCCUCCUAGUGGGCUCCAGGAUGGAGAUCUUGCUGCUCAUGGUUGAUGAUUCUCCCCUGAUUGUGGAGUGGAGGACCCCAGAUGGCAGGAACCGGCCCAGCCAUGUCUGGCUCUGUGACCUGCCUGCUGCCUCCCUCAACGACCAAUUGCCCCAACAUACAUUUCGCGUCAUUUGGACAGCAGGUGAUGUCCAGAAAGAAUGCGUGCUUUUAAAAGGUGAUGGAACCUGCAGCCUCCACCCCUUGCAGCAGUCCCCAUCACUCUUUUCCUCUCCAGGGUGCACCCUUCAACCAUCUACUCUUUCCCCAGGCCGCCAGGAGGGCUGGUGCCGGGACUCCACCACGGAUGAGCAGCUAUUCAGGUGUGAGCUGUCAGUGGAGAAGUCCACAGUGCUGCAGUCUGAGCUGGAAUCCUGUAAGGAGCUGCAGGAGCUAGAGCCUGAGAAUAAAUGGUGCCUGCUUACCAUCAUCCUGCUGAUGCGGGCACUGGACCCCCUGCUGUAUGAGAAGGAGACCCUGCAGUACUUCCAGACCCUCAAGGCCGUGGACCCCAUGCGGGCAGCCUAUCUGGAUGACCUGCGCAGCAAGUUCUUGCUGGAGAAUAGCGUGCUCAAGAUGGAGUAUGCCGAGGUGCGUGUGCUGCACCUGGCUCACAAGGAUCUGACAGUGCUCUGCCAUCUGGAACAGCUGCUCUUGGUCACCCAUCUUGACCUGUCACACAAUCGUCUCCGAACCCUGCCACCUGCACUGGCUGCCCUGCGCUGCCUUGAGGUGCUGCAGGCCAGUGAUAAUGCCAUAGAGUCCCUGGAUGGCGUCACCAACCUACCCCGGCUGCAAGAGCUGCUACUGUGCAACAACCGCCUCCAGCAACCUGCAGCGCUCCAGCCUCUUGCCUCCUGCCCCAGGCUGGUCCUCCUCAACCUGCAGGGUAACCCGCUGUGCCAAGCGAUGGGCAUCUUGGAGCACCUGGCUGAACUGCUGCCUUCAGUUAGCAGCGUCCUCACCUAAGAGGCCCUGCCCCCUACCCUUGCCCUUUAAUUUAUUGGGACUGAAUAAAGAAUGGAGAGGCCCUCUCAGGCUACCAA
Rhinopithecus roxellana (golden snub-nosed monkey) is the source of this 2069-nucleotide messenger RNA. It is a transcript of the gene RABGGTA, whose product is annotated as Rab geranylgeranyltransferase subunit alpha. Bases 196 to 1992 code for a protein of 598 amino acids. NCBI's taxonomy places the organism in Eukaryota, Metazoa, Chordata, Mammalia, Primates, Cercopithecidae. The transcript has 16 exons. The record is from RefSeq and is a predicted model, not a curated record. Gene Ontology annotation, molecular function: protein binding; zinc ion binding; Rab geranylgeranyltransferase activity. Gene Ontology annotation, biological process: protein geranylgeranylation. Gene Ontology annotation, cellular component: Rab-protein geranylgeranyltransferase complex; cytoplasm.